Molecule: messenger RNA, 606 nt
Organism: Ipomoea nil (Japanese morning glory)
Lineage: Eukaryota; Viridiplantae; Streptophyta; Magnoliopsida; Solanales; Convolvulaceae
Exons: 2
Coding region: 1-606 (201 amino acids)
Source: RefSeq, a predicted model, not a curated record
AUGGAAAUCAAAUACUUGAUAAUGAUAAAUGGUUUUAGAGCGGCGGUGGAUGAUUGUGGCCUGCAUGAUGUGCCUUUUAGUGGAAACCAGUUCACGUGGGUAAAAUCAAGGGGGACUGAUCAUAUGAUUGAGGAGAAGUUGGAUCGUGUUCUCGUAUCUGAUGAUUGGCUUAUUCUGUUUGAGGGUGUACGGGUGCAGUCUUUAGUUGUCCCUUAUAGUGAUCAUUUGCCGUUACUAGUAACUCCUGUUGUGUUGCCUGGGAUUAGGAGUCGGUCAAGGUUUUGUUUUGAUAACAUGUGGCUACGGGAGGACGUUUGGAGGGAGAUUGUGGUGCAGAGCUGGACCCUGUCUGCGGGUUUGGAUACUAUCUCUAGAAUUGGUAUGUGUGCCACUGAUAUUGGCCGUUGGCGUCGUCAAUACAAUAAGGAUUUCCAACGGAGGAUUGACCGUUGUAAGCGCCAGAUGGAUAGGCUGUGUAUGCGGCGUGAUGGGAAUGGGAUGAGUGGUUAUGCAGCUGCGCAGAAGGAGCUUUUGUUUUUGCUUGAACAACAGAGUUUGUACUGGAAGAAGCGAGCAAAAGAGCAUUGGUAUAAGGGGGUGAUGUGA